UUUCUAAGUUAUAAUAGCGUUAUUACAAAACAAAUAUUUUGAGAUUAUUCAUGACUUUCAUUAAAAUACAAACAAGUACUUUGAAACUCACUUUAUUGAUUUGCUUACGAAGCGAAAGAAAAUCAACAAAAAAAAAGUCUAAAAUUACCCAAGCUUUCUUUGAAUAUUACUUCAUUGGCGAAAACAGUGUGAAAUGGUGAACUCAUUAGGUAAACAGCAGGUAACAGCUAUUAAACGUCGCGAAAUCACACACCCGGUGGAUCCCCAAUCAUUGAAUCUCCACAGAUCUCGAGCCCCAGCCCACUGUGCCACUCUCCCCCACCAAAACUUAAACUGCAACCACACGACUUCUACAACGACGUCGACUACCGUGGCUGCAGACUCCAACGGCUGCUCAUUCGGCUGGAGUCGAGAGUCUUGGCGCUUGGAUCGGAUCGGAUCGAUUCGAAUCGAAUCCGAUUGGAUAGCAUUGGAUCGGAACAAAACGAAGCUGGUGACUUGGUCUUGUGGCUUUUGUAACAAAUUGCUUUUGGCUGGGCCCGUCGACUUCCUCUGCCCCGCUCUGCUCCUUGGUGAUCUUGCCCAGACAUUGUCGUCGCCAUUGUAACUGCUCGUUUUUCAUGUUCUAUUUUUCUGCGGCAAUUGCUGCAAAUAGAUUAGCUCUACAGAUAAUUGCACCGAGAAAAUCCGAUCAGCAACGAAUCGACGGAAUAUCAUAUGGUUGCUUUUGGAAAUCAUCAAAAACUAAUAAAAUGGGAACUAAGCGUUAUAAAAUAGAGGUACUUUCGAUAAUCAGAAAGAUACAAAAAUGCACUUAAGCACCCGUUAUCAAAUCACAAUGUUUAUGUCUCUUAUCAAGAUACAAUUUUGGUUUUUUUUUAAUAUGGUAAUCUUAACAGAUAACUACCUAAGUUAUUAAGGCUUUCAACUUUCUUAUUAUAACAUUUAUAAAUAAGAAAUUAGUUUGAUAAGAGUGGCUUUGCCUUGUAACAAUGUAAAACCUGAGGGUCUUAAACAUUAAAAAAAACUUUUUAGGGAGACAAAGUCAUUAAAGUUAUUUUUCCGAGUGAAAAGCGGCCAGACAAAAGGAGGGGUGAGUCGCAGAUGGGGCAGGCGCUUUUCCGUCGCCAAUCAAGCGAUCGAUCUACUUUAAGGCAGCCAUGGCCACAGUUUAUCGCCGGGCAGCGACUGCAUUUUGUUGACCGAUAAGUCCGAAGGGGGUUAGGCACGGAGAGUGGGCAGUUGGGGCUUAAACUCCGAAGUGAGAGCAGGG
This is a messenger RNA of Drosophila suzukii, 1273 nucleotides long. The record is from RefSeq and is a predicted model, not a curated record. NCBI's taxonomy places the organism in Eukaryota, Metazoa, Arthropoda, Insecta, Diptera, Drosophilidae.